This is a messenger RNA of Exophiala spinifera, 4401 nucleotides long. RefSeq lists its product as uncharacterized. The coding region runs from base 1 to 4401 and encodes 1466 amino acids. Gene Ontology annotation, molecular function: protein binding. The transcript is spliced from 3 exons. The record is from RefSeq and is a predicted model, not a curated record. Gene Ontology annotation, cellular component: transcription repressor complex; nucleus. Gene Ontology annotation, biological process: negative regulation of transcription by RNA polymerase II. Lineage: Eukaryota; Fungi; Ascomycota; Eurotiomycetes; Chaetothyriales; Herpotrichiellaceae.
AUGUCUUUGAAAUCUGCCAAGAAAUGGCGAUCGAAUUUCUUCGCACGUCGUGGCCCAGGUAUUCCUACGCCAUCCGUAGACUGCACAAAAUUGCCUUCCAGCAACCUGAUCGAACCACAAAUCCUUCCAAACCGUCCUGUCAGUGAUGUCCUAUGGACCUCGAGUGGCCCAGAGCCUCACCAGCCUAUCAACGCAUCCACCGUGCAAGAGACCUUGAACCACUCUUCCAGCAAUCCGACACAGGCGGAUACUCCACCCCUCAUCGUACCCGAAGAACCUCAGCUAACGACGAAACCUACGGGGCAAACCCCAGGUCUUUCCGCAUCCCAAAGACUAUGGAAUGCCGCUUAUGACAGCCUCGAGGAGGACGACGACACUGCCGCUCUCGUCACUUCUUACGUGAAGAUUCUCACAGGAGUUCUCGCCGAAGGGGACACUGGUGUCUCCACUUCGGGCGCUGACGUGAGUAUUGAACUACAUGAGCCGACCAAGCGACAAGCACACAUGAGGAUGCUGGUCGAUGCUGGUCGGAACAAAGUUGCCACAUCAUCUAAGAUUACAAAGAGAGUCGGCGACGUCAUCGAAUACAUUCAAAAGGCGAAGGGAAUGGUCGACAUAGCGAUCCAAAACACUCCACAGGCUGCGCUUCCGUGGGCUGGUGUUUGUAUUGGAUUGCAGAUCCUCUCGAAUCCACCCAUGGCGACAAAGUCCCAACUUAUUGGCAUCGCCCACGUGGUUUCAAGGAUGAACUGGUAUUGCGCGCUGAGUGAGGACCUUUUGGAUAAGGACCACAUCGUAACCAGAAACCGGUCUCUCGAAGCAGUCCUGGAGCAGUUGGAGAAGACGGUCCUCGAGCUAUACAAGGCUCUCCUCCUGUAUCAGAUGAAAAGCGUAUGCUCCUACUACCGGAACCAGGGCGUCGUCUUUCUCCGCGGACUUAUAUCUGUGGACGACUGGGAUGGGGAUCUCAAGAAUGUCAGGGACGCAGAAGCCAUCGUCCAGAACGAUUCAGCUCAAUAUAUCCGAGAACAGACAAAGACUUCCUUAGGGAAGCUUGUUGAACUUGCUGAACGAAUGGAGACACAGCUCAGGGACAUUCAUCAAGACCUCCGAGAUUUCAUCGAUCUGCAAAAAGAGAUGCGUAUGGAUGACAAGAGUACAGAAUGCCUCCGGAGCCUGCGAGUUGUCGAUCCGCAGGAUGACAUAAAGAGGAUUGAAGGGGAGAAGGACGAAUUGUUCGACGAAGCUUACCGGUGGAUCUUUCUCAGGAAAGAGUAUACAGCAUUCACCAAUUGGGACGAACCUGAUUCACCUCGACUGCUCUGGAUUAAAGGCCUCCCUGGCACCGGAAAGACGAUGCUUUUGAUGGGUAUCAUCCGCGAGCUCGAAAGCCAGCUUUCGUUACUAACCCCCAGCCUGGCAUACUUUUUCUGUCAGGGAACAGGGGAUCAGAGCUUGGCCAAGGCAACGGCAGCCUUGAGGUCUCUCAUGUGGCUGCUGCUUCUCCAGCAACCACAGCUCCUCUCACAUUUACUGUCGAGAUACGAGAAAGCAGGUCCUCCUUUUUUCAGCGACCGGAAUGUAUUCCAUGCUCUCUCUAGUGUUUUUAGGAGCAUGCUGAAGGAUCCCCUAUUGUCUCCAACAUAUCUCAUCGUGGAUGCACUUGAUGAGUUCAAUGAGGGAAUGACAGAAUUUAUCGACCUCAUUUCUACUUCUCUCACCCUCUCGAACAAAGUGAGGUGGCUUGUCUCCAGUCGUCCAGACGUCAAGCUUAAGAAUCCAGACACUUCACGGUCCUUAGUCGAGCUGGACCCUAGUGUUCUGGAAGACCCGGUCAAUAAGUAUAUCGAUCAUAAGCUCUCCACCCUUCGUGGAAACGACCGUUACGACGAAGACACCCUGGCCAAUGUUUCAAAUAUACUUCGCCAACGAGCCAUGAAUACUUUUUUAUGGGUUGCCCUGGUGUUUAAAGAACUUGACGCUGAAGCCGAAUGUGACGUUAUCGACGUUAUCGGCAGUAUCCCUCCUGGCUUAUCAAAGCUCUAUGGUCAUAUAAUGACCAGAAUCGAGAGGCAACAGAGAAAAGACCCGGAAUACUGCAAAAAUGCCCUAGUCGCUUCUUCACUCGCACACCGUCCACUUACCCUCGCCGAGCUUAAGGUACUCGCUGAUCUGCCAUCCAAUGUAGACCCACAGAGGAUCGUAAACAAAUGCGGCUCAUUUCUAACAAUCACGGAGCAAACAGUGUCUCUGAUACAUGGAUCGGCAAAAGAUUAUCUCGUCAGGGAAUCUACGAUCUUCCCUAGUGGACAUGCCGACGCCCAUCGUGCAUUGGUGAGAUCGUCGCUCGAAUCCAUGUCAAAGUACCUCCAAAGGGAUAUCUACAAUUUACGGCAUCCGGGUCUCUCCAUUGGUGAAGUCCAGUGUCCGGAUCCAGACCCGCUCGCGCCCAUUCGAUACGCAUGUGUCUACUGGGUCGACCAUAUGUGUCUCAGUGAAAGCGGAUCCGAUAAUGGCAUAGAUGGCCUAAGCUAUGCAGAGUAUUUCACGGACCAAGGACGCGUCCAUCAAUUCCUUCUUCAGCAUCUUCUUCAUUGGUUCGAAGCCCUCAGUCUUCUUGGAGAGAUCGACAAAGGAAUUCUAGGACUAUACAGUCUAGAAGACACACUGGCCAAGUCCCCCUCCCAAAAUAUUCUUCAUCAAAAAGACCUUGUUCAUGAUGCUAUUCGGGUGCUUCGUCAAUCCAGGACAGCAGUGGAAGAGGCACCACUUCAGGUAUAUUGCUCCGCUUUAAUAUUCUCCCCAGAGGAAAGUGUUGUUAGACAAACCUUUAAGCAGGACGUAUUACGGUGGAUUUCUCCAAUUCCAAGUGUAUCAAACAACUGGAAUUUCCACCUGCAGACACUGGAGGGCCACGGAGGCUAUGUCUUUUCAGUAAGGUACUCUCCCGACGGUAAGCAACUGGCCUCGCAGUCUGACGAUGGGACCGUACGGCUCUGGGACACGACGACAGGAAAGUGCCUAUAUACGCUCGAGGGCCACAAUCCAGUAGUGUUCUCGCCUAACGGGCAGCAUCUGGUCUCAGACACUUGGGAUGGUCCCCUACAACUCGUGGAGGCGACUACCGGAGAGUGCUUACAGAUACUCAAGAAUCAUAAACGCGGAGCCUGUUCAGUGGCAUUCUCUCCCGACGGGCGGCAACUGGCCUUGGUUUCUAACGACUACAGAGUGUGGCUCUGGGACAUGACGACGGAGAAGUACCUAUAUACACUCGACGGCUGCAAUUCAGUGGCGUUCUCGCCUAAUGGACAGCAGCUCGCGUCGGACACUUAUGGUCACACCAUACGACUCUGGGAUGCGACAACAAGGGAGUGCCUGCGGACGCUUAAGAGCCGAUGCAUGGUUAGCUUACUAAUAUUCUCUCCUGAUGGGCAGCGACUAAUCUCAGGCUCAUUUCACUCUGUGCAGCUCUGGAACAUAACGACGGGAGAGUGCUUAGAGACGCUCCUUGGAGAAAGAGCUGAAGUUAAUGCACUGGCAUUCUCCCCCGACGGGCAGCAACUGGCCUCGAUCUCGUAUGAAGGCACUGUACACCUCUGGGACGCGAUGACGGGCAAGUAUCUUAAGAGCAUUGAGGGCCAUGGAGGUAUACAUCUGUCAGUGGCGUUCUCCCCUAAUAAACAGCAACUAGUGUCUGGCUCUGGGGAUGGCAUUUUACGGCUUUGGGAUGUAACGAAGGCAGAGUGUCUACUGGCGCUUGAGGGACACAGAGACCCGGUUGAUUCCGUCGCAUUCUCUCCCGAUGGACAGCGGCUAGCUUCCGGCUCCAGAGACUGCACUAUUCGACUCUGGAACGCGACCACCCAGAAACAGACACUUGAGGGUUACGGAGACUCGAUCUCAUCAUUAGCGUUCUCUCCCGAUGGGAUGCGACUGGCCUCAGGCUCUGCUGAUGGCACUGUACGACUCCGGGACGCGACGACGGGGGAGUGCUCACAUACCCUCAAGGGCCAUACGACAUUAGUUUAUUCAGUGGCGUUCUCUUCCGACGGGGGGGUACUGGACUCGAGGUCUGGGCGCGCCAGCGUAAGGAUCUGGGACACGACGAACGGGGAGCUCUUGCUGAUGCCGGACAGCCCAUGGGAGAUUAUAGAGGUGGAGAUGUUGACCAAUCUCGAUCACGAUGGCUCGAAUCUCUUAUCGCGCGAUUCUCCUCAAUGGGGAAGAUAUGGCAUGAGAGACAAGAAUGCAUGGGUUACUCUAGAUGGUCGCAAAGCUCUAUGGCUUCCGCCAGAUUAUCGACCGACGGAACUCGCGAUUAGAGAUGAUCGUGUUGGGAUAGGGUGUAAGUCAGGUCUGGUUUUCAUUCUCAAUUUUGUGCGCAAAUCCUUUGUCCUAUAG